This is a messenger RNA of Candoia aspera, 1073 nucleotides long. RefSeq names its product NADPH oxidase organizer 1 (gene NOXO1). The record is from RefSeq and is a predicted model, not a curated record. NCBI's taxonomy places the organism in Eukaryota, Metazoa, Chordata, Lepidosauria, Squamata, Candoiidae. Gene Ontology annotation, biological process: superoxide anion generation. Gene Ontology annotation, cellular component: cytoplasm. The transcript has 8 exons. The coding region runs from base 20 to 952 and encodes 310 amino acids. Gene Ontology annotation, molecular function: superoxide-generating NADPH oxidase activator activity; phosphatidylinositol binding; protein binding.
UCCCGCCCGAGCCAGAAGGAUGGGCAGCAGCAGGUUCCCCUUGGAGGUGAAGACCCUGGGCUUGCUGAAGCAUGGCAGGCAGCAGACCUGCCUGCUUUCUGUGACCUGGUCUGACCAAAAUCAGGUUCUCAUUUACAGGACAUUUGAAGAAUUUAAGACCCUCCACAAAGGACUGAAGAGAAAAUUCCCCAUUGAGAGUGGUUUAUUGAAAAAAUCCGAUCGGACUCUCCCAAGAUUUCGAGAUGCAAAUGCAAUGCUGAGGAAGAAUCAGAAGUUGAGCAGGUGCAUGGAGAGUCUGAGGCUGCUGGAGGUUUAUUGCCAGGAGUUGUUGAAGACUCAAGCCAAAAUCUCCCAAGGAGAAGAUGUGAUUAAGUUUCUUGAAGCCCAGAGCCAGGAUCUGGAGCCUUCCUUUCCAGAAAACAGCAUCAUUAUUUUGCCUUCUGAAAUGGGAGAGAGGAAGAAAGAGGCACCCAGGAUAUCCAGCCUGACCAUCACACAGCCGGUCGUCUCCCAGAUUUACCAGUGUGUUGCACCCUUCAGAACUAAAGACACCCAGAACAAGCCCUUUGAAGCCACCGCGGCAGAAAAGCUUGAAGUGCUGAUGAAGGACAGGACGGGGUGGUGGCUGGUGGAAAACAACCGGAAGCAAAUAGCCUGGUUCCCAGCUCCGUACCUAGAGGACAGCAAAGAAGUGUCUGAUGCGGAGGAGGAAAACAACGAGGACGGGAUGCUGUAUUAUGUCACCCAAGCUUACAGAGCCAAGGAACCAGAUGAACUCUCCAUCAAGACUGGGAUUGUGGUAGAAGUGCUUGAGAAAUCAGACAACGGCUGGUGGCUUGUUUGCCGUACAGAAACCCCCAUAGCAAAUUCCUGGGUCUCACCUCUCACUCCUUGUGCAGCUCCCUGCCAAACCUCACUGAAGCCCCUGGUCUCAGCAGCAAGAAUGUCGUAGCCCAGCAAAAGGGGAACCAGGUUUAUCUGAACCGGAAGACGAUGCAAAGCAAAGACACGGGCUCACUCGAAGGCAAAGGGAUUCGUUCUCUGAAUACAGUUGCCACCACAGGAGGUUCCAG